This is a messenger RNA of Prorocentrum cordatum, 5538 nucleotides long. Lineage: Eukaryota; Dinophyceae; Prorocentrales; Prorocentraceae. The record is from the annotation of a GenBank genome assembly.
AUGUUCGUUUCUCUCGCGAAGUUCACACCCGCGACCAGCAGACCGACAAUAUCCUCUACCACAUCGACUUCGACGAACAGGAGCCCUUACUCCAGCACCUUCGACGACUUCAGGCUCCCAGGCGCAAUAGUCGGCAAGCACCGCGACUCCACCCUCGUAGAGAUCCAAAACCUCACGGACAACGAGACCACCUCGACAUCCAGCGAGAUCACAGCGCUCAUCUGGGCGUUCGCCUACAUCAUCCACAAGGACAUCCACCACAGCAUUUCGGUCCACUCCGACUCGCUGGGAGCGAUCCAACUGGCCAGGAUGGAGGCUUUUACUAACCGCGACGCCCACCUUGUGCAGCUACUGGUGAUCAUGUACUCGCACGUCAAGGAAUAUGUCGACCUGCGUCACGUUCAUGCCCACGAGAUGAACCCGUGGAACGAAGUUGCCGACGCCGCGGCCAACUACGCCCGAAUCGAGGACUACCCGCACCCACAACCCGAAUGGGCCGACAUACUCAACGCGUCCCCUCAGCGCAGCUGGGAAUUCCUACUUGAUGCCGACAACCACACCAAGGACGCUUACCCAUCCUUUUCACCUGGGAUGCUCAAGGCCCAACGCAUCGAUACCACGGCAACGACAGCUCACCUUUCGACACCAGCCAAGACCACGAAGACCUCGACCGAGAUAGACGUCAACAUCGCCACCUACAACAUCCAGUCAGGGCGCGAACCUGGCCUCGGCGCUCGACGGCGCAAAGAGAAGAUCCACAAGCUCAGAAAGACUAUGCUCAACCUGUACAUGGAGGACCUCCACCUGAUCGGCAUCCAGGAAGCCCGCACGCCCUGGGGAGUUCGCAGUGGCAACGACAUCACCAGCACGAGUGCGUACGCCUACCACGUCAUCUCAGGGGGCCACGACCAGUACAACCUCGGCUGCGAGCUCCACAUACUCACCAGCAAGCCGUACGGAAAGGCAGGAGCCAAGGACCUCUACUUCCGCCCCGAUCAGUUCACUGUCAUCGAGCACAGCCCUCGGCACCUCAUAGUAAGGAUCGAAGCCCCAGGCUUUCGACACACAGUCUGCGUCGCCCAUGCACCACAUUCACGAGCCACGCCACACGAGAAGGAUACCUUCUGGGAGAUGAUCGAGUGCGCAACCUCUAACCACAAUAUCAACAUCUUCUUCAUCGACGCAAACGCUCGAACGGGCAGCUUAUGCAGCCAGGCAAUCGGCGAUCAAGGCUUCAAGCAAAAGGAGGACGACAACGGCGAACGCUUCCACAAGGUCCUGCAAGGUAACUCUCUCAUCGCCGCGAAUACCUUCAAAAGCGGUGGCCAGGACCACUACACCUGGGACUCAGGCAAGGACGUGCACAGACUGGACUACAUAGUGGUUGGCCACGAGCUCUUCGACUCCAUCUCCUACACGUCCGUAAUGUACGGCAUCGACACAGUAGACGACCACUCACACAAGAACGACCACUUCCCUGUCAAGGCCAACCUCGCCUACACCGUCGAGACCGCCUACCAACACGGCACGCCCAAGCUCGACAUCGCUAAGCUCGACUCCGAGACAGCCAAGAACGACUUUCAACGACGCCUGCAGCAGAUCCAACACCCUCCCUGGGAGACCAACCUCAACGACCAUACUAAGAGCAUCGUCGAUCAGAUAAAGGACGCAGCCUACGCCAGCUUCAAGAAGCAGCAUCAUGCCCCCCGCAAGCCCUACAUUACCGAGGCCUCCUACGCGCUUCUUCGAUUCCGACGCACCCUCCUCAAGACGAUCCGCAUAGUGAAAAGGAAUGGCAUUGGCUCCAAGAAAUCACGCAGACGGAUCCGAUACACCGCGCACCUCAUCGCAAACCAGUCGGCUUCAGCGUCCCCUGACGACGUCAUCCACCUCCUGGACAUCCCUGGAUACACCAAGUUGAUGAUCAAGACCAUCCUCUUCAUCAACCACGCGGACCCCGACCACGCCACGGCUCCACACCACGACAGCACCUCCUGCACAACCACCUUCACUACUGAUCUUUUCGACUCAUACAUGAGCUUCAUCCAAGAUACCGACCGCGCUCUCAGAAACCGCCUCGACCACGACCGCGACGCCCACCUCGAGCGCUUCUCCGACAACAUGAUAUUAUCAGCAGCAGGGAAUGCCCCUCGGCAGGAAUGGGCAAGCGUGAGGGCCUUACUCACAUACGGCGGCCGUACACCUAAGAGAACUCCGACUCCCAAAAUACGCCAAGACGAUGACGGCGCUCCACUCACGACGCCACAAGCCAUCGCGGAGCACGCCCUUCGAUACUACGGCAACAUCGAGAACGGCAUCAACACCGACAUCGAAGGCGUCGUCAAGUACUACAACAACAAGACUGCGCACACUAAGCCGAUCCCCCACAUCGACAACGUCCAGACCAUCCACAACCUGACAUCCGCCCUGGCAGCCGCCAAGAAAGGCAGACGCGGCGGGCCCGACGGGAACACCGACGACAUGGCACGAGCAGCGCCGCGCCAGAUGGCCCGACUUCUGCACCCCAUCAUGAUGAAGAUGCAGCUGAUGACGACGGAGCCCAUUUCGGCGAAGGGCGGCUUCUCCACCCAUUUCUCCAAAGGACAAGGACAGCUUCAUCUGCAGAAAGCCUACAGGGGCAUCCUCCUGAACAACACUAUUGGCAAGAUCAACAGCAAGUUCCUGAGAGGCCUCUUCCGCGACAUCUUACCCGACCUGCUUAUGGACACACAAUGCGGCGCCGUCCCUCACAAGGCGACUGACUUCAUCACUCACACCGCCUACACCUUCUUAGACGACUGCCGUACGCAGGCUCGCACGGGCAGCAUCCUCUUCCUGGACUUGAAAGAAGCCUUCCAUUCGGUAAUCAGGGAGUUCAUUUUCCAGCUGCCGACUCAGGAGGACGAGCUCGAAGACGUCAUCGACAACAUCGAGAUUCCCAUCUGCCUUCUUCCCUCUCUACGACAACGCCUUCGCUGUCCAGCACAUCUCAACGCCCACGUCGACGACUCUCACCUCUGCGCCCUCGUUGCCGACCACCACACGGCCAACUGGAUGACCGCUAAGGGCACCGACGCAUACGUGAUCCCUCGCACUAGUACCAGGCCAGGGGUGCCAUACUCCGACGCGGCUUUCAACAUGCACUUCUCCCUAGUGCUUCAGGCCAUCGCCGACGACACCGAUGGGGCAGAAGACGGCGAGAGCGGCCACCACAUCCGCCCCUGCGACAACCCGCUCUUCUCUACGGCUCCUCAUCACGGCGGCAAGCUGACCAACAUGUCCUUCGUCGAUGACCUCACCGACUUCAACUCGACCACCCGCCACUCCGACAUCAUUGACAUUACGAGAACUUCAGCCGAACGACUAUGCCGUACAGCAUUCACCUACGGGCUCAAGCCACACCCAGACAAGACCAAGGUCAUCCUCUCCUUUAACGGGACGGGAUCCAACGUCGCACGCAGUAGGCUUGCACAGCAGAACAUUACAUCAAUCCAGCUGAGCAUCAUGUCGAUCUCGGUCCAGAUCACAGACCAGCACCGACUCUUAGGCACCAUCCUCACCAGCGGCAGCAUGGGCCCCGAGGUGCAGAAUCGCAUGCGACGAACCGACGCUUCGGCACGAGCUCUUGAGAGGCAAAUCCUACGACGUCGACGCCUACCCCGCAAAACAAAGAUCAAGUACGUGCACGCCCUCUCGACUGCCUCAUUAACCUUCAACCACCACGUCUGGCCAGCACUGACCCAGACUGACCACCAGCGCAUCUCCAAUGCCUACUCGAAGCCCUAUCGCACGGCAGCUGGAAUACCCAAAGCUAACUCGCAGCUUCAUCAUUUCACGGCCACCGAAGUAGUAGCCUACACUGGCAUCCCCGACUUCGACCACCACCAGUCUGCUGGAAGGCUGCGAUACUUACCACGGCUUCUACGAUACGCUCCUCAGCAGCUCCUCCAACUGCUUGACAACCAGCGACGGAGAAAGGGCUCAUGGACAUACAUGCUUUUCCAGGACUUCGACUUCCUGCGCACAUACCUGGACGACCAGCGCUGGCCCACGACCAGCAAGCUCGACUCCGACGUUUUUGCAUGGGCACGCGCCACGCCGAAGCACUUCAGCAACUCCGUCAACCUGGCUGUCACAAACUACAUCCGCGCAUCCAAAGACCGCGCCCACGCCGACAAGCUGACCAAGGUGCUCAGACCCGACGGUCCCAUUGGUGCGGACCCCACGCCAUCACGCGACAACGGCGCCAGCAACUUCAUCUGCUACGAGUGUGGAAUCGUUACCAAGACCAAGCAGGGCAUGGCAAUACAUAUCGGGCCUGCCCUCACGGAAGAGGACGUGGCCACCAAUCAGGCGACCUACGCAGCCAGCAUAGCCGACAACAAACGCAGAGGUCCGUCAGUGAUGUGGAAUACUGAGAUGAUGCUCUACGCUACGGAGAACCUUGCUACGAGACGACCGACCAUCAUAGACGACGCCAGCAGCCUCUACGCCAUCUACUUCGGCCUCUCCCAGGACCACCGUAAUCCCCUCGACGACUUCGUCACCUCCAUUUUGGGCAGUCUGCCCCAGCUUGGAACACCCGCAAAGACCACCGCCAGUGCCAUCAAGGAAUCGCUGCAGGCCAAAACCGUGGUCGAGACGCUGAAGGUGAAGGACGUCAAAGUAGCCCACAACGAGCGCCACUGCGCAGCUUCGAUCGAGGAACUGGUGCGCGCCUACGCCGCCGCCAGGACCAAUUGGCACAACGAUGGUUGCGAGACACAGACUGCUCUCUUUGCAGGUGGCGCUUUCACCAUGACAGACCCAGUCGGAACCCCAGCCAAGACGACCCACGCAGAGGUGAAGGAGUUCCUCUGGAGCCUCUCUGGGGGAAAGCCCGCGCCCGCGAUGACCACGAAGGAGAUAUUUGUGAGUGCCGACGAGCGGCAGUGCGCAGCGUUACUUGAGAUCCAGAUGACCGCGAUGAGAGGGCAACCGACGUUCAGCGUCAUUGACACCUUCCAGUUGGAGGAUGUGCUCAAGGUCGACACGUUCGAUGUCGACGCUAGCGCGGGCGAAGCGGUGGACUUGCUCUCGGCGCCGUGUGGAUGGGCCAAAAUCGUGACGGGCUUCGCGGCGGAUCCCGAGAGCGUGAUGCUCGAUGCGAGCCAGGGUUUCCGGAUGACGACGAUGCAAGACAAUCGGAUGUGGGUCACCGACCUCGCUAUCCGGGAGGGCCCGGUGCUCUCGGUCCGGAUCGCUGUCACCGACCCCGAGAAGGACCGGGGCCCGCGGCCGAAGGCGAAGCUCUUCACCGUGGUCCAGACACGGACACUGACACCCACAGGCGCGGGUUGCACCAUCGAGAGAAAGUUCACCGAAUACGAUGGCUCAGAGCAGCUGCGGGGCUUCCUGGUCAGCGUCAUGAUUGACAAAGAGAGCAAGUUCGUCGUGGAGACUCCCGACGGCGCCGCGGACGUCACGGAGGAGCUCGAGGUGAGGCUCGUCAUCGAGGGGAGAGUGCAGGCCGCGGGGCUAAACAUGGCAUCUCACUGA